Molecule: messenger RNA, 2260 nt
Organism: Cokeromyces recurvatus
Lineage: Eukaryota; Fungi; Mucoromycota; Mucoromycetes; Mucorales; Mucoraceae
Product: Ppx/GppA phosphatase family-domain-containing protein
Exons: 3
Coding region: 371-2161 (596 amino acids)
Biological process (GO): regulation of transcription by RNA polymerase II
Source: RefSeq, a predicted model, not a curated record
UAUUAAUGUAUGCUACUAGCGGCUACGAUUUCUAUAAAAAGUAAGCUCCUGUGGGUCAGUACAAUCCGCGGCCGCGCUCCUUAGGAACACCCUUAUUUUUUGACAAUUAUUUGGAACAAAUUAAAUAAUAUUUGAAGGAGAAAAGAAAGGGACAAUCAAAGUAACAUUUUCUUUAUGAUAGAAAAGAAGGGAAAGAAAAAAAAAGAGGAGAGUGAAAAAAAGAAAAAAGGCGAGUUCUUUUAUUAAUAAAAAUUUGAUUAUUAGCAAAUCUUUUAAUAGCGAAACAAAAGAUAUUAUAAUUAUUAUUUUAUAAUAUCCGGGAUAUUAAUAUUUAUUUUAAAACCCUUUUUUUUUCAUUAAUUAUUAAAUCAUGGCAAUAUAUGACAAAACUAUAAAGGCACCAUUUGGUGUAAUUGAUAUGGGUUCAAAUGGUAUACGAUUUGGUAUCGUAACUGAUUUUGCAAGACAUUUGCCUGUGACAUAUGAAGAACGUGCGCCUAUAUCUCUCUUAGAAGUUCAGGGUGAAGAUCAUUACAUUCCUUCUGAAACUAUUGAUGAGGUCAUUACAACCUUUCAGAGAUUCAAGACAAUUUGUAAACAUGAAGGAGUUGAUCCUACUAAUGUCAAAGUCAUCGCCACUGAAGCAACUCGUAUUGCUUCUAAUUCAAAAGAAUUUUUAGACAAAAUACAUUAUGCAACUGGUUGGACAGUGGAUAUAUUAUCUAAAGAACAAGAAGCUAUUAUUUCAUCAAUGGGUAUUAUUGGAUCAUUUUAUCGAGUCAAUGGUUUGACAAUGGACUUGGGCGGUGGCUCAGUCGAGUUAAAUUAUGUAACAUCAAAUGAUCAGUCACCUUUAGUGAAAGAUUCCGAAAGACCUAGAAAACGGUUUAAGGUGUCCUCAAGCCCUGUAUCCCUUCCUUAUGGUGCAAUCAUUAUGAAAAAUCGAUUAGCAAAUUGUACAAACAAUAAUGAAAGAAAUGAACUUUAUAAGGAAAUUGUAGAUCAAGUCAAAAAGGCUAAAAUAACUACUAAUAUUCCAAACAGUUUACAAAGUUAUGAUGGAUAUACAUUGUAUAUGAGUGGAGGCGGUUUCCGAGCAUUAGGUUACUUGUCAAUGGCUGAAACAUAUUCUAAAACAGAGAAAGGAAAAUAUCCUAUUCCUAUUAUUAGUGGCUAUAGUAUAACAGGAGAUGAAUUAAUGGAAUUAGCUAAUAAAUAUAAGGAUCGUGAUCCAGAUGAACUUGUUAAUGAACUUCAAGUAUUUCGUAUAUCAAAACGUCGUGCGAGAAUGAUCCCUGCUAUAUGUUUCCUAGUAUCUGCUAUUAUGAAAGUAAUUGAAAUUAAACAAAUUUAUUUUAGUGAAGGUGGUGUAAGACAAGGUGUCUGUUAUUAUAUGCUGCAACCAUCAGAACAAUUAAAGGAUCCAUUACUAGAAGGUGUAAAAUCAUAUGUAUCACCCUUAUCGCAUGCUCUAUCUCAUGAUGAAUUUGAGGCUAUAAUGUCUUUAUUAAAGAGUGCCAUUCCUCCUCUUUAUCUGACCCCUGAUCAUCCACUUCAACUUCAUCGAUUGAUCCCGGCUGCUGUACAUCUUGCAAACUUAACAACGCAUUAUCCAAAGGAAACUCGUGCCUUUGUUGCCUUUCAUAUACCUCUCGCAAGUGGCCCCCUGGCUAAUGUUCCUGGCCUUUUACAUUCAGAAAGGGCCAUAUUAGCAUUAAUCUUGGCUUAUCGUCAGGGAGGAGAAGUACCAGAUCCGAUAUUUAAGACAAUAGAAAAUAUGAUUGGUAAACAUGGUAUAUCUGUAUGCAAAUACAUUGGCAAAUUAAUGGAGAUUAUCUUUUUAAUUUCUCCACGUUUUCCUGGUUUGGGCGCAUUAGAAAGUGGAAUUAAGUUUCACUUAAAAUCAGUUGAUUCUGACGAUGAAAAUUCAAGUCCUUGUAGUUCCCCAAUUACUCCAUCUGCACAACGCUAUUAUUCUCCAUCUAAACUAGAAAUCAUUUUACCAGAAAAGCUUAGUCCAAUGCUAUCUGCACCCUCUGUUAUUUCUACUAUUGAGAGUAUGGAUAAAAAAAUUCAGCCAAAAAGUUUUGAGUUAGAUGAAGAAGUACAAGGGUUAGAUAUAAGAAGUAAAUUAUUUUCUGUGUCUAUUAUUCGUGAUUAGUGUUCUAGAUUAUAAACAAUAUUACGUUGUAUAUAAUAGAUCUAACUAACAUUUGAUAAAAGCCUACUAUAAUAUAAUAUAAACCUAACUUGAAUAAGU